Molecule: messenger RNA, 305 nt
Organism: Symbiodinium sp. CCMP2456
Lineage: Eukaryota; Dinophyceae; Suessiales; Symbiodiniaceae
Source: the annotation of a GenBank genome assembly
GCCGUCUCCUUACUCCGGACUUCUUCCGCUGGCCGCCCCCGUCGGCGGUUCUCUACAUGGACACCCUGGUCUGCGAAGAUUCCUCCCGCCACCAGCUCCCGCUCCUUCGCGUCCCCGCUGACUUUGAGAAAUUUUUUAACACUCUCCAGCUCCCCCUCAUUGAUGCCAUGCAGCAGGGUCGUGGCUUCCCCGACGCGGUGCGGCGCCUACACCAGGCUCUCUUUGCCCCGGCGCGUGUGUGUUUAGACACCCGGGUGGGUCUCACGUCCCCCCUGCCGGUCACGCGCGGGCUUCCGCAAGGUGCC